UCUUCUUUACUGUUUGAUUGCUUCUGUUUUGCUUUGUUUUAAUCAGAUAUUGCACCUGCAUCUGCCUUUCUCUCAAGUAGCCACCUGAUAAAAUUGUCUGUAUUUUUAAAAUGCAUUUUCCUUGUUUGUGGUCUAAUACUUGUGUUUUUUCCCUCAUUAGGAAAACAUAUUGUAGAUUGUAUUUUUUUCCUUCUUCUAUGGACUUAGUGUAAACAUUUUUUUUUUCUGUUUGAACUUAGUUUUAAAAAACCAUAAUUUCAUGUCAAAUAUAAAACACAGGAGUAGGUAAACCAUGAGUUGUGGAAAAGAGUUUGUGGAAACAUUGAAAAAAAUUGGUUAUCCCAAAGCUGACAUUCUUAAUGGAGAAGAUUUUGACUGGCUGUUUGAGGCUAUUGAAGAUGAGUCAUUUUUGAAAUGGUUUUGUGGGAAUGUGAGUGAACAGAAUGUAUUGUCCGAAAAAGAAUUGGAAGCCUUCAGCAAUCUUCAGCGAUCAGGCAAGCCCAUCCUAGAAGGAACAGCAUUGGAUGAAGUUCUUAGAACCUGUAAAACUUUUGAUUUGAAGACAUGUAAACUGGAUGACAAAGAGAUUCAGAGAUUAGAGGAUGAGGUUCAAACUCUGCAGAAAUUAAAUAACUCAAAAAUUCAGCGACGGAAUAAAUACCAGUUAAUGGCUUCUGAAACUAGCUACAAGUCUCUGGCAUUAAAUACCAAACAAGAGGAAGCCACUAAGAAGCUGAAACAAAGGCAGGGGUCCCUAAAUGCUGUGAAUACCAAGCUCAGUAAUGAACUCCAGGUUCUUACUGAGGGGGUUAAUAAUUUGAUGAUGUUCUUUAGAAAUUCUAAUUUAAGUGAAAGCACAAAUCCAAUGGUGUUUUUAUCUCAGUUUUCCUUGGGAAAGUAUAUAAGCCAAGAAGAGCAGAGCACAGCAGCCUUAACCUUAUAUACAAAAAAGCAAUUCUUUCAGGGUAUACAUGAAGUAGUCGAAAGUUCAAAUGAAGACAAUUUUCAGCUUCUAGAUAUACAAACACCAUCUAUUUGCUAUAAUGGAGAAAUCCUUGGGGAACGACGCAUGGAGAUGGCUAGACUGCAGAUGGCAUGCAUCUGUGCCCAACAACAGCUCAUAUACUUGAAAGCAAGUAAUUUGAGCAUGAAGUCAAGUGUAAAAUGGGCAGAAGAGAAUCUUCAUAGACUAACCAAAGAGGUUAUUGGGAAAGAAAAUUUGGAUGCAAAAAUUUCUAGCUUGAACAGUGAGAUUAUCAAACUUGAAGAACAAAUCACUCAUAUAAAAGGCAGAACUCUGCCUGCUUUGGUAAAGGAGAAUGCUCAGCUAUUGAACAUGCCAGUUGUUAAGGGCGACUUUGAUCUGCAGAUUUCUAAACAAGAUUAUUAUACAGCAAGACAAGAGUUAGUGUUAAAUGAGCUGAUAAAGCAGAAGGCAUCGUUUGAGCUGGUUCAGUUAGCAUAUGAGAUUGAGUUGAGAAAACAUUGGGAUACAUAUCGACAAUUGGAGAGUUUGGUUCAGCAGCUCAGUCAAAGAAACACAGUGCUCUGCCAGCACUUGGCCUUGUUAACAGACCUACCAGCAUCUGAGCAGUUAAACUCAAGGACUCCCAUCGACACCAAAGACCAUUCUACUCAUAGGCUUUAUCAACUUUUAGAAGGAGACAAUAAGAAAAAAGAAUUGUUUAUAACCCAUGAACAGCUGGAGGAAGUGGCUGAGAAAUUGAAACAAGAUGUUUCUGUAACACGAGAUCAGUUGGCAGUAUGUACUCAAGAGCAUUAUUUCUUUUUGUCUAAACUGAAUAAGGACGUGGACAUGCUGUGUGACGCUUUGUAUCAUGGAGGGAGUCAGCUGUUGCUUUGUGAUCAGGAGUUAAUGGAGCACUUUCAUCAAGUUGAAUCUCAGUUGAAUAAACUAAAUCAUCUCCUUACUGAUAUUCUCGCUCAUGUGAAGACAAAAAGAAGAAUUUUGGCAACUAAUAAAUUGCAUCAAGUGGAAAGAGAAUUAUAUGUAUAUUUUUUUAAAGAUGAAGAGUAUCUAAAAGAUGUUGUGGAAAAUUUAGAAAACCAGUUAAAGAUUAAGGCCUUGGGUCUUAAAGACUGAAGACUUCUGAAAACAGAAUCUUUCCUAUGCCAGCUGUGUUUUAAAGUACUGGACUAUAUCUAAUAAACUACUAAUAUUAUUUUACAUUUGUAUGUAGGGAGGGAUGUGUGUGUUGUGGUCUUGCACGUUAGUGUGUACUAUGAUGGCUAUGUGAGAUAAGAGAACAACUUGGAAAGUCAGAAUUCUUCUUUUACCACAAGAGCUCUGGAAAUGGGAAUCAGGUCACCAGUCUUGGGGCAGUGAUUAGCUCGUCUUGUCAGCCUCAAUGUUGCUAUGUUUAUAAGUUAAGAUCAAUGGAACUUUAUAUUUUAAUAGAUUCAGUGUUAAGUUGAACUUCACUGAUCUGAAAUUUUUGUUUUUGUUUUUGUUUUUUUCUUUUUUUUUUUUUUACGGAGCUGGGGACCGAACCCAGGGCCUUGCGCUUGUUAGGCAAGCGCUCUACCACUGAGCUAAAUCCUCAACCCCAAUCUGAAAUUUUUAAAUGGUCCCAAAUCUUAAACUUUAUAAGUAACUGGGAUGAUUCCAUGAGUGAAAAAUUCUGUGUCUAAUAUUAUAUAACAAGUCAGAGUCACAAAACAGAUAUGCUAAAUUAUAAAACAACCUUCUGUUUGUCUGAAAUAUAAAUGAAUUUCACAUUUCAGCUUGGGUUCUAUCCCUAAGAUUGCUAAUUGUAUAUGUACAAAAAUUAAACUAUCUGAAACACUUUGGUCCCGCA
Molecule: messenger RNA, 2819 nt
Organism: Rattus rattus (black rat)
Lineage: Eukaryota; Metazoa; Chordata; Mammalia; Rodentia; Muridae
Gene: Haus3
Product: HAUS augmin like complex subunit 3
Exons: 4
Coding region: 293-2104 (603 amino acids)
Biological process (GO): centrosome cycle; spindle assembly
Cellular component (GO): HAUS complex; centrosome; mitotic spindle
Source: RefSeq, a predicted model, not a curated record